Messenger RNA from Meloidogyne enterolobii, 1154 nucleotides. The record is from the annotation of a GenBank genome assembly. Lineage: Eukaryota; Metazoa; Nematoda; Chromadorea; Rhabditida; Meloidogynidae.
UUAUACUUUUCCCGUUUCCUCUCAUUUUUAUUUUUUUCCCAUUUAUCUCCUCAAAUCCAUCUAUAUUUUCGUCAUUAACUAUCAAUUUGUUAUUUUCUCAAUAGCUUUAAUUUUUCUCAAAUUCCUCAAUUUCAUUCCUCAAGUUCAAUAACCUCAAAAUAAUUUUAAUAGUUAACAAUCAAUCUCCACCACAACAUCAAAAUAUUUCUGAUAAUCAAAAACGAAAACCAUCCAAAGAAGUAAAUGAUCCACAAAAUGCUAACGAUGCUUAUGAUCACUUAUUUAAUGGAAUGCGUGCCCCAAAUGCAGCUGCAACUGCAGCAACACAUCCUGCCAUGGAAAUUUUCCGAUUACCUGCAGAGAAAGAAACGAGUGUAACUGAAGAUGCGGAUGAAUUAAGGAGAAGAGCCAAGGAUAGGGAACGGCAAGCAAGAGGAAGGAAGGAGCGAAGAAAUUUUUUUGAACAGAUUCGUGCUCGUCUUUCAGGCCCCCUCAGGCUAUUUCCUGGGAGACAGAGUCAAAGAGCUAAAUCUCUCGACGACUACGAACAACAUUUAGAAGAAGCUGCUGUUUCAAUGCCCCAAUCACGUGACCAAUCCCAACAAAGAAAAGCAAGUGGUGGGGGCCUUCACGAAGAACAUAUUCGACAACAAAGAUUAAUUCAAUCUGCUGGCCCUUCAAGUAUGGCAACUUCAACAGCAAAUUUAAUCUCUUCCUCUUCUCGGCAACAUAACGUGAUGAGUCGAAGCCAUUCACAAAGCCAACUCGUUCUAGAAUUAAUUGGCCCAGAGGAGGAAGGACCUAAAUAUUACUCUAUCCCAGCAGAAAUAUCUAAUGAACCAGCGGUUGUUAAAUUAAUGCAGAGUGGCAAAAAAUUACAUAUUUUAAAUUCACAUAUUUUAGUUGCGUCAAAAUCACGCGGCAGAGUUGUUUGUUCUGUUUGUAAUAAAAGGAUUGGUGGGAACUUUUCUACAAGACAAGCAUAUCAAUGCAGAGAUUGCCGUAUAAUUUGUCACAAAAACUGUCACCAACAAAUUGACAGGAAAUGUGAAAAUUCUUCUAGUAUUUCUAAUUUACUUGUAGAAGAAGUUGACUGGGCUGAAUUUCUUCGGCAUCAUCAAUUAAGGGAAUUUAUAUCUGUUGGGAAUUUGUGA